Messenger RNA from Megalobrama amblycephala (Wuchang bream), 1778 nucleotides. Its product is annotated as GTPase IMAP family member 7-like. Lineage: Eukaryota; Metazoa; Chordata; Actinopteri; Cypriniformes; Xenocyprididae. The record is from RefSeq and is a predicted model, not a curated record. The coding region runs from base 331 to 1149 and encodes 272 amino acids. The transcript has 2 exons. Gene Ontology annotation, molecular function: GTP binding.
GUAGCUCGUCUGUAUUGUCAUUCAAGAGUGAAACUUCGCUGAUACACAUCAGAUGGUGUUUGUGUUUAUAGUAGCUUUUGUUAAUUAGUCAGCUUCUCAAACCUGUCCUGGGACCCUCACCACUGCACAUUUUGCAUGUCUGCCUUAUCUAACACACCUGAUUCAACUCAUCAGCCAAUGAAUGGAGUGUGUCUGAUGAGGGAGACAUACAAAAUGUGCAGUGGUGAGGGUCCCAGCACAGGCUUGAGAACCACUGAGACCGGAUAAGACAUCAUUAAUGCAACAUAACUUUAGACAUUAAAGCACCUCGGUUGAAGACAGGACAAGAACAUGGGAGCUUCUAAAUCUCAACCUGAGAAAAGGAUUGUGCUUCUUGGGAAAACCGGAGAUGGCAAGAGUAGCGCCGGGAAUACGAUUCUCAAACAGCAAGUCUUCAAGAGUAAAGCUUCACCCGAGUCUGUGACGGCUGAAUGUGUCAGUGCAGAUCGGAAGAUCGAUGGCAAAAAUAUCACCGUUAUUGACACUCCUGGACUCCUUGACACCGCUCUGAACGAGGAGACCAUCAAAUCCGAGAUCAUUAGAUCCGUGAUCGAAAGCUCUCCAGGUCCAGACAUGUUCAUCAUCGUCCUGAAGGUCGAGAGAUACACGGGACAAGAAAUGGAGAUUGUGGAUAAAAUCGUGGAGUAUUGUGGAGAAGAUACCUUUAAUCAUUCAGUGGUUUUAUUCACUCACGGCGAACAGCUGGAAGGUCAAACCAUCGAGGAAUUUGUGAAGAUGAGUCCGAAGCUGCAGGAGCUUGUUGAUAAAUGUGGAGGCCGCUGUCACGUCAUCGACAGUAAAUACUGGAAAAACCGGCAAAAUGGAUACAGGAGCAACAGGGUUCAGGUGAAAAAUCUGCUGGAGACCAUCGAGCAGAAGCUAACCGGCUGCUACACCAAUGAGCUGCUUCAGACAGUGGAGGAAGAGAUUCAAGAGGAGAUGAAGAACGUAGACAAGGUCAAUGUGUUGCCAGAAGAGAAGCGAGAACAAGCGAAAAAGAUCGUGUACACAAAUCUUCAAAUUCGGCUUGCAGCGGUGACCACAGAGACACUGGCCCGUGCUUUUCUGGGCAUCGCUGAGGCGGUGGCAUUCGUGGUGGCUUUACUGUAAGCCGCCAAUGUUGACAGCGGGAACCGAUGCAGGAGUCAUCAUGGCAGUCGUGGGGCAGGGAUUGUUGCCACAGGGGCCGCAGCUCUAGCCGGAGUGAUCGGACGAGGAAUUACUGGAUACAACGCAGCAGAUGAGGCGAUUCAGGGUGUGACACAAUAAACAACUAGGCAUGUGACGCUAUCAAAUUUUCAUGUUGCGAUUAAUUGCUGAAGGUUUUAUCACGGUACUGAAAUAAGUUGCAAAAUAAGUGUUGUCAGUUUAACAGGUUUAAGAACUCUUUUUCUUAUAAAAAAACAUUGAACAUUCAAAUACAAUAAAGCAGUACACAAAUUAUAAGUAAAAUGUUUCAAACAGAUUAAAGUGCUUAUAAAGAACAACAGUUAACACUAUAUAAGGUCUCAUUAUUUAAUGUUAGUUAAUGCAUCAACUAAGAUUAAGAAUGUGCAAUAGCUACAUUUGUUACAGAAAGUAUUAUUUUUUGUUAAUAUUAGUUAAAAAAUACAACUGAUCAUUGUUAGCUUUAGGUCCAUUAAAUAAUAAUUACAGCUUUCGAUUUUAGCAAUGUUAAUAAACAUUAACUAUAAAUUAACAUUAACUGAGAUUAAUAAAUGCCAUUUUAAAUGAUAAUA